This is a messenger RNA of Pyrus x bretschneideri (Chinese white pear), 4980 nucleotides long. RefSeq names its product probable disease resistance protein At4g27220. The transcript is spliced from 8 exons. Gene Ontology annotation, molecular function: ADP binding. The coding region runs from base 115 to 4587 and encodes 1490 amino acids. Lineage: Eukaryota; Viridiplantae; Streptophyta; Magnoliopsida; Rosales; Rosaceae. The record is from RefSeq and is a predicted model, not a curated record.
GUCUUCGUCUUCGUCUUGGUGAGAUAAUAAGCGGAUCAGAUAUUCUGUUCGAAGCAAAGCAAUUUGAAGAGCAAAACUAUCCAGCUCAUUCGCAAACAGAGUAGAGAAUGCGGCAUGGAGAUUGUUACUGGAAUUGUUGGAAAAGUUGCCGAGUAUGCAAUUGAACCAGCUAUACGCCGAGUGGGCUACCUUACUCAUUGCAGAAGCAGCCUUCAGAAUCUACUAACUCAAGUGGAUAAAUUAACUUCUGCUAGAGAGGGGGUGGAGCAUAAGGUUGAUGAAGCUCAAAGACAAGGUAAACGAAUCGAAAGCGAGGUACGAAACUGGCUGAAACAAGUGGAUGAGAUCACCGAAGAGGCAGGCGAAAUGUGGAAAGAUGAAAUCCAAGCAAAGAUGAACUGUCUCCAUGGGUUUUGUCCUAAUCUUAUUCUUCGUUACCAGCUAAGCAGAAAGUCAAAAAAAUUGGAACAGUUUGCUGAUGAACUCUAUCAAAAAGGAGGCUUCACCAAUGUUUCAUAUGAUGUUCACCCACAAGAGGUAUGUACCGUGUCUACCAAAUAUUACGAAGCCUUUGAUUCAAGGAUUUCAACUCUAGAGAAGAUAAUGGAUGAAUUGAGAUCUCCCAGUUCUGAUCUGAUCGUGGUGUACGGAAUUGGCGGCGUGGGAAAAACCACACUUGUGGAAGAAGUCCUUAGGCAAGCUAUAGCAAAAAAGUUAUUCACUGAUGCAGUUAUGGUUCGUGAUGUGAAAAAUCCAGACCUGCAAAGAAUUCAAAAAGAAAUUGCCGAGAAAUUAGGCAUGAAAGUUGGUGAAAACGAGACUAUGGCUGGAAGAGCACGUCAUUUAUGCAGCAGGAUAAAAGACGGGAAGGUUCUUGUAAUUUUAGAUGAUACUUGGGAAAAAGUAGAUUUGGAGACUCUGGGACUUCCAUGUCUGUCUAAUUGCAAAAUAUUGUUGACCUCCAGAAAUCUCAAAUUUUUAUCGUCAGAGAUGCGACCCCAAAAAGAGUUUCGGCUUGAAGUUUUAAACGCAGAGGAAACUUGGAGUUUAUUUGAGAAGAAGGCAGGCGACGUUGUUAAAGAUCAUGCUAUACGGAAUAUAGCAAUCCAAGUAUCUGAAAAAUGUGGAGGUUUGCCUGUUUUAGUUGUCACAGUUGCAAGCGCUUUAAAAAAUAGAAGUACUUUGUAUGCAUGGAAUGAUGCCUUGAGAUGCCUAAAAGCGUUUGACCGUGAAGGGUUAACAGAAAAAGCAUACUCGGCUCUGGAGUGGAGUUUCAAUAAAUUGGACAGUAAACUUAAGCCAUUGUUCUUGCUUUGUGGAACCAUCAUCGACCUAUCCUCAAGCAACUCUGCCCCUUUUUCAGACUUGUUUAAAUAUGCAAUGGGUUUGGGUUUGUUUAAGAAUUAUUCAUUGGAACAAGCAAGCAAUGCAUUGCAUUCGUGGAUCGAACAGCUUAAAGACUCUUGUCUAUUAUUAGACAAUGUGGGUGAUGAAUAUAUCAGAAUGCAUGAUGUUGUACACAAUGCUGCUAUCGCGAUUGCAUCCAAAGAUCAUCGCGCUUUAUUUAGAAAAUCUGGAGGUGACCUGAAAGAAUGGCCUAAUAAUAGGGAUUUUUUCGAAAAGUGCACAACUAUCUCUUUGGCUCACUGCAAUGUCCCCAGACUUCCUGAAGUGUUCGAAUGCCAAGAAUUAGAGAUGUUUAUUUUGGGCUGUAAUGGUGGUGACCCUGUGGAAAUCCCAGACACCUUUUUUAAAGGGAUGAUAAAACUAAAAGUUUUGGAUUUAACUAAACUGGAUAUUGGAUCACUACCUUCAUCUCUUCAGCUCCUAGAAAAUCUUGGGACAUUGUGCUUGGAUAGCUGCGUGUUGGGAGACGUAGCUCUAGUUGGACAGCUGACGAGAUUAGAAAUUCUUAGCUUUCUCAAUUCUAAUCUUAAGGAGUUGCCUAAAGAAAUUGGGAAAUUAACUCAUCUUCGGUUGUUGGAUUUGACAGGUUGCUAUCAACUUAAAGUGAUUUCACCAAAUGUAUUAUCAGGCUUGAAUAGUCUAGAAGACUUGAGAAUGCGAAACAGCUUCCACCAAUGGGUGGCUGAAGGAGUCACCGGAGAAAGAAGUAAUGCUAGCCUUUUGGAGCUGAAGGACUUGCCUCAUCUGGCGGCAUUAGCUGUACAUAUUCCGGAUGCUAGCAUUAUGCCAAGGGGCUUAUUCUCUGACAAGUUGAAAAUAUAUGAUAUAUCAAUUGGUGAUACCAAUUACACUGUUCCACAUUCACCUUAUUCUCUCACAUUCAACUUCCGACACACCACUAGAUAUGGAAGAUGGGACAGUAUGGAUGGAACCCUCAACACAUUAAAGCUCAAGCUCACGACUAGGCAAGAAUUGGACGAUGGUCUAAGAAUGCUAUUGAAGAGAUCUGAAGCUUUGUACUUGCAUGGGUUGGAGAACGACUUCCAAUUCCAGUCGGAUAGUGAAGAUUUUCAGCAAUUGAAACACCUCUAUGUUCAAAACAUUGCUAAAUUUACAUACAUCAUAAAUGAGAAGGUUGGGUUGCCAAACUUAACGAGGUUGAUUGUGCAUGAAUGUGGCUCAAGAUUCUUGUUUUCAUCUUCCACGGCUAGAAGUCUAGUGCAACUCAAAUAUCUUGAGGUAAAAAGAUGUCACAUGAUGGAAGAGAUAGUUUCAACACAAGAAUAUGGUGAAGAAAAUGCAGAUGGCAUGUUUUGUAAGCUACAACAUUUGAAGCUAAUAGAUCUUCAAAUCCUCUCUAGAUUCUGCUCUGGAAAUUAUAUCGAGUUUCCAUCUUUGGAAAGUUUGGAAAUAGUGUAUUGUAAUGUACUGGAGACAUUCAUCUGCGAACCUAAGAGUAAAAGCAUUACAGUCCGCAGAGAAACUAAAGAGGACCUGAAGAAGACGGUUGUACAAUACUUUCUUUCUGACGACAAGUGUGUACUGCAGGUUGGGUUGCCAAACUUAACGAGGUUGAUUGUGCAUGAAUGUGGCUCAAGAUUCUUGUUUUCAUCUUCCACGGCUAGAAGUCUAGUGCAACUCAAAUAUCUUGAGGUAAAAAGAUGUCACAUGAUGGAAGAGAUAGUUUCGACACAAGAAUAUGGUGAAGAAAAUGCAGAUGGCAUGUUUUGUAAGCUACAACAUUUGAAGCUAAUAGAUCUUCAAAUCCUCUCUAGAUUCUGCUCUGGAAAUUAUAUCGAGUUUCCAUCUUUGGAAAGUUUGGAAAUAGUGAAUUGUAAUGUACUGGAGACAUUCAUCUACAAACCUAAGAGUAAAAGCAUUACAGUCCGCAGAGAAACUAAAGAGGACUUGAAGAAGACGGUUGUACAGUACUUUCUUUUUGACGACAAGGUUGGGUUCCCAAAGUUGGAGAGACUCUUCAUCUGUGGCUUAAAUAAGUUGACGGCAAUAUGGCACAACCAACAUGUUCCAGGCUCUUUGUGCAGAGGAGAUUAUACUAAGGAUAAACAUGAAGCAUCUGCUCAAAAUCUAGUCAAGGCAGUCAUACGUCAGUGCAGCAAUUUGCAAUAUAUUUUGUAUUGUCCUGGAAUUGAGGAAAUCAUUGGCAAGGUAGAGGGAGUGGAAACAACGCCCGAGUUUGUGUUCCCAAAAGUAGUAUAUUUUGAAUUACAAGAGCUGCCCCAACUUAAGUGUUUCUAUCCGGGAAUACAUGCUUCCAAGUGGCCGUUACUUGAAGAAUUGAUAGUGCGCAGAUGUGAUAAAUUGGACAUUUUGUCUGUUGAACUUUCAAGUUUCCAGAAACAUGUUCUGGGUGGUGUAUCUGCUCCGAUUAAACAGUCUCUCUUUUUAAUUGAAAAGGAUUCAUUCCCCAAGUUAGAUAAGUUGGUCUUGGAUGGCACUAUGGAGAUUUGUGACGACCUACUCCCAGCUGAGGUCUUUCUCAAACUCAAAUCUGUCGUGUUUCGUGCUCCAUACUCUGAAGUGAAGACUUCACAUGAGCAAGGUAGAUCUGCAGAAAUUACCUUGGAAGAUGAAAGUCCUUGGAAGAUUCAAGGAUCGGGCUGGCUAAGGCAUCUUUGGAAAGAGAAUUCUGCGCCGGCAUGCCCGGUUUUUCCGAGCUUGGAAAUUCUAAGAGUGUUGGGUUGUAUCAGAAUACAGGAUCUAGUGACAUCUGCAAUAUCCUUCCAGAAUUUAACAACUUUGGAAGUGAUUGGUUGUCAUAGAUUGAAGUCAUUAACAAACUAUUCGGUUGCUAAAACGUUGAUGCAACUGAGAGAAAUGACUCUUGUGAAUUGUAAAAGAAUGAUAAAAAUAGUGGAAACUUCAGACGGAGAAGAUGCAGCAGGAAAUGAGAUUGCUUUUAGCCGGUUGCUACAUUUGAAACUUUCAAGUCUUCCGAGUUUGAAAGACUUUUGCUCUGGAAAUUGCAUUGUCAAAUUCCCACAAUUAAAAACUUUCUUUAUAAGAAAUUGCCCUGAGUUGAAGAUUUCCUCGGAACUGGAAAGAAUACCGCUACCGGAGCAAUUUGUUGGGUAUUUUAAUUCUGCUUAUAGUCGCAUUGUUGAUGGUGAUGACGAUGACGAUGACGAUGUUGAAAUGGUCCCCGAAAAUUCCAUUUGAUGUUUCCAGAGGAGCACAAUUCACCGCAAGAAUGUAUAUGGACAUUCUUUGUUGCACCAUAAACUUUUUGUGGUCGUCGUUGUUGCCUUGUCUUAAUUGAGAAGAAGCUUGCAGAAAGAGUCUGCCGGUCGGGAAAUGCUUGUGUGAUAUUCGUGAAAGCAGCAGCCUCACCGUUCACUACAUUAGUGUAAUAUUGUUGAACUUAAGGGAAGCAUAUCGACAAUGUGUGCAAUACAUUAGUGUAAUAUUGUUGAAUUUUUAUUAUGGGAGUGUUUGUGGCUAGAAUUAAUCUUAGCAAGCCUAAAGUUAUUAUGGUGUAUUGGUGUGCAUGACUGCCAAUAAACUCGGCCUACUAAAGUUUAUGAUAUAAAUGUGACUUAAUAUUACAGUUUA